Messenger RNA from Amphimedon queenslandica, 682 nucleotides. RefSeq names its product myb-like protein L. NCBI's taxonomy places the organism in Eukaryota, Metazoa, Porifera, Demospongiae, Haplosclerida, Niphatidae. Gene Ontology annotation, molecular function: RNA polymerase II cis-regulatory region sequence-specific DNA binding; RNA polymerase III type 3 promoter sequence-specific DNA binding. The record is from RefSeq and is a predicted model, not a curated record. Gene Ontology annotation, biological process: snRNA transcription by RNA polymerase III; snRNA transcription by RNA polymerase II. The transcript has 5 exons. Bases 383 to 682 code for a protein of 99 amino acids. Gene Ontology annotation, cellular component: snRNA-activating protein complex.
UAAUUUUUUAAAUUUAAAUUUAGAUCUAACUUAAAGUCUCUUACAGUGUGUCCUGGAAUCAACUGGAGGGGAAUAGACCUCUCGUCCACUGAUGUACAGGGUCAAAGCUCCAAGUAGAGUCCAUUCCUUAUUGUUAUAAUGUAUACUGUAUAUGUAUCUGUACUGUAGGUCUGAGUGAUGUUACUAUUGAUGAACUUAAAGAACUCCAAGCUCAAAUUACUGAAUUAAAGACUAAGAAUGCCCAUCAGUUGUUAGUCCAUUCAGAUGAUCUGGACUGGAACACAAUAGCAUACAAACAGUUCAACUCUGAGCACUCGGCCUAUGACUGCUAUACCUUCGUUAUAAGCACUUCCUUCAGCCGUCGGUCAACCACAAGGAAUGGAUGCCCAAUGAAGUAUGGAGGCUGAACGAACUAGCAAAGAAAUAUGAGGGGUAUAACUGGGAGGACAUUGCUACUGAACUCAACACUGGAAGAACUGCUGUCCAGUGUUUGAGGUGCUAUAAGACCAGCUCUCAUCUCCUUAGUAAAAAUCAGUGGACGUUAGAAGAAGACAUGAAACUAAAGAAAGCAGUCACCAUGUAUGGACAGAACUGGGGAAUGGUUGCUUCAUACAUUGGUACGAGAACCAGUCAGCAGUGUACUGGUAGGUAUCACGGUGGAGUCUUAGGGUUUUCCACCUGA